GCUCAAAAAUCAUUCAUACCUAACCAAGGAAGUUGAAACUCAUGGCCGAAUCACCAUCAUUCUAUGUCUUGGCCUUUUGCUUGCUUUCCAUCUUUGGCCUGGUUCAGAUAGCUCGAGCUCAAGCUCAGACAAAUGGUACUACAACUCCUUCUGAAGUGAAUGCUUUGAAUACCAUAUUCGGAGAAUGGGGUUUAUCGGCAUCGAAUCAAUGGAAUAUAAGCGGAGAACCAUGCAGCGGAGCAGCCAUAGACUUAACAAGCAUCGAGUCCACGAAUGGCAAUUACAAUCCCGGGAUCAAAUGCGAUUGCGAUGGGACUACUUGCCACAUUACCCGUCUGAAAGUCUAUGCAUUGGAUGUUGUUGGUGUAAUCCCAGAGGAGUUAUGGACUUUGACUUUCCUCAUCAAUUUGGACUUGCGCCAAAAUUACCUGACAGGUAGCUUGUCUGCAUCCAUUGGCAACCUAUCUCGGGUGCAGUACCUGACCGUGGGUAUUAAUGCAUUAUCGGGGGAGCUUCCAAAGGAACUGGGAAAACUUACUGAUUUGAGAUCACUGGCCUUUGGUACAAAUAACUUCUCUGGCGCUCUACCAUUAGAGCUUGGGAAUUUAACAAAAUUAGAGCAACUUUACUUUGUUAGCUCUGGAGUUAGUGGUGCUAUACCUUCAACGUUUGCUGCUCUACAAAAUCUGCAGACAGUGUGGGCUUCAGACACUGAACUCACUGGUAGCAUACCUGAAUUCAUUGGGAAUUGGUCAAAGCUUAAAAGCUUGAGAUUUCAGGGAAACUCCUUUGGAGGUCCAAUACCAACAACAUUUUCCAACUUAACCUUGAUGGAGGACUUGAGAAUAAGUGAUUUAUCUGAUGGAAGUUCUUCAUUGGCGUUUCUUAAGGAUAUGAAGUCUUUGAAUCUCUUAAUUCUGAGGAAUAACAAUAUUUCUGGUUCUAUCCCAUCCAAUAUUGGAGAUUAUCAAGGAUUGUUACAACUGGAUUUGAGCUUCAACAAAUUAACUGGACAGAUUCCUGAUUCGCUGUUCAAUUUGAGCUCUCUCUCUUAUUUGUUUCUUGGGAAUAAUAAAUUAACUGGUACCCUUCCUGCACAAAAGAGUACAUCUCUGCUGAAUAUAGAUUUGUCAUACAACGAAUUAUCUGGGAGCUUUCCUUCUUGGAUCAACCAACAAGACUUACAAUUUAAUUUAGUUGCCAAUAACUUCACAAUAGAAGGUUCGAACAACAGUGUUCUGCCUUCAGGAUUGAGCUGUCUUCAAAGGAACUUUCCCUGCAAUCGUAAUGUUCCUGUCUAUUCCAACUUUGCAGUCAAGUGUGGUGGUCCACAGAUUGCUUCUAGUAAUCAGAUUAUAUAUGAGAGGGAUAAUGAGACUCUGGGUCCUGCUACAUACUAUGUGACUAGCACAAACAGGUGGGCAGUUAGUAAUGUUGGACGCUUUGGUGAGAACAACAAUGCCCAUUAUACAAGUUUCUCUUCAUCUCAGUUCACAAAUACUUUGGACUCAGAGCUGUUCCAAACAGCACGAAUAUCUGCUGGAUCACUAAGAUACUAUGGGUUGGGGCUUCAGAAUGGUAACUAUACUGUGAAUCUACAAUUUGUAGAGCUAACCAUCGGGAAGCCUCCAACUUGGAAAAGUCUUGGAAGGCGUGUUUUUGAUAUAUAUAUCCAGGGGAAUCUGGAGUGGAAAGAUUUUGAUUUACGAAAGGAGGCAGGCGGGGCCUCUUUGCAACCUGUUCAGAAGGAAUUCAAGGCUCAGGUAUCAGAAAACUACCUUGAAAUCCAUCUCUUUUGGGCUGGUAAAGGGACUUGCUGUGUACCUACUCAAGGUACAUAUGGACCUUCUAUUUCAGCAAUCAGUGUCACCUCAGACUUCAUCCCCACUGUUAGUAACAACCUUCCGACCAGUAAGAAGAAUAAGACCGGUUUGACUGUAGGGAUUGUUGUUCCUAUUGGAGUUGUAUGCCUUCUGUCUGUACUUGCGUUAUAUUGCUUCAUUCAACAAAGAAAAAGGUCACACAAGAGUGAGGAUGAAGAGCUCCGAGGGAUGGAUGCUAAGCCUUACACCUUCAGUUAUGCUGAACUAAGGGCUGCAACAGAAGAUUUCCAUCCUGCAAACAAACUCGGGGAGGGAGGCUUUGGACCUGUUUAUAAGGGAACGCUCAAUGAUGGGAGGGUGGUUGCUGUUAAACAACUUUCUGUAGCAUCCCGCCAAGGAAAGACUCAAUUUGUCACAGAGAUCGCUACUAUAUCUGCUGUGCAGCACCGAAAUCUUGUGAAACUGUAUGGAUGCUGCAUUGAGGGAGAUAAACGAUUGCUUGUUUAUGAGUAUCUUGAAAAUAGGAGUCUUGAUCAAGCAUUAUUUGGAAACAGAAGUUUGUAUCUAGACUGGCCCACGCGUUUUGAUAUUUGCUUGGGAGUAGCAAGGGGUCUAGCUUAUCUUCAUGAAGAAUCACGGCUUCGCAUUGUACAUAGAGAUGUGAAGGCCAGCAAUAUUCUUCUUGACUCUGGUCUCAACCCCAAAAUCUCUGAUUUUGGUUUGGCCAAACUUUAUGACGACAAAAAGACCCACAUGAGUACCCGUGUUGCAGGGACGAUUGGAUAUCUUGCACCCGAGUAUGCCAUGCGUGGGCACCUCACAGAAAAGGUUGAUGUGUUUAGCUUUGGUGUUGUAGCUUUGGAGAUCGUCAGUGGAAGGCUAAAUUCUGACUCAAGCUUGGAACAAGAGAAGAUUUAUCUUCUUGAAUGGGCCUGGCAUUUACACGAAAUAAACCAUGAAGUUAAGCUAGUGGAUGCUAAUUUAUCCGAAUUUCAUGAGGAAGAAGUAAAACGAGUGAUAGGAGUAGCUCUCUUGUGCACUCAGACAUCCCCAAUGCUACGCCCAUCCAUGUCGCGUGUAGUGGGAAUGCUUUCAGGAGACUUUGAAGUUAGUGCUAUUACUACACGGCCUGGAUAUUUGACCGACUGGAAUUUUAAUGACACAACCAGCUUUAUGAGUAAUGAUACUCCAACUGUGAAAAAAGAGCAUAGCCACUACAGCUCAUCAACUAGGACAAGCAUGGUGGCUGAUCCAGGCCGGUCACCAAUAACUGAUGCUAAACCUAUGCUUCAAGAGAUCAUUGGAGAAGGUAGGUGAACCUUGUUUUUUUUUUUUUGAGAAACAGAGAUCAAUUCUCCUGGAAUACAUGACAUGAGAUCAAAUUUUGUGUGAAUUUAUUAGUUUCCUUUUGUCGCUGCAAAUGUUAGUUAACUUUCAAGCAUAUCCUAUUGUAAUUAAGUUUGCUAUUCAAAGCCUGGAAUGGCUACAUGGUCUUGGGUAAAACAACUCAAUCUCAAAUGCUAAUUAUUGAGGA
This is a messenger RNA of Camellia sinensis, 3357 nucleotides long. The record is from RefSeq and is a predicted model, not a curated record. NCBI's taxonomy places the organism in Eukaryota, Viridiplantae, Streptophyta, Magnoliopsida, Ericales, Theaceae.